Amoebophrya sp. A25 is the source of this 1285-nucleotide messenger RNA. Lineage: Eukaryota; Dinophyceae; Syndiniales; Amoebophryaceae. The record is from the annotation of a GenBank genome assembly.
GCUUACUCUCGUCGGUGCCUAUGGUAUUAGCAAGAUUGAGAAGCAGGAAGUUCUUGUCCAGGUUUUUCUUUCCUGAAAACGAAGAACAGAAAACAAACUAUGUCAAUGUCGUCUACUACGUUGUCUUGCUCGCGUCAUGUCCAACGUGUUUGGGCUUCUCGGUCAACGUUUGCUCUAGGUUGGUCUCCAUCGUGCUCGUCAUGCCUUCACUCUGCUAAACAUGCCACUGGGCCGAUUAUGCCUAUGUCUCCCAAUGACGCGAAGAUGUCGUCAAGGUCCUUCUGCUCUCGACGGUCGACCACAGACGAGACACAAGAAGAUGGCAGCAUGACUGCCAAAAUCACUGCCGAUCUUCUUCUAUCAAGAAGGCCACCAGCAUGUUGCUCCUCUACUCCCCGAUCUAGGUCGUGUUCCACUGUGAUAUCCCCAGUAUAUCCCUUCUCCUCACAAGAAGUGGCAUGCAGAGGAUCCACAACUACUACAUCACCUGGAGCUCUUUUCCAUCCCUCAAAACCCCUUUUGGGUCCGAAAAAGAAGGGUGGGAAAGAUGCUGGUGGCAAAGAGGAAAAGAAACCAAUUGCACCCGGAGCCGGUGACGUUUUCAACAUUUUCGCCAACGUUCCCGAUGUCCAGCUAAAAGACGAUGCGUGUUAUCCUGUUAUGGUGGAGGUGGAACUGGAUGAAGUUGUUUAGCUGAGUAGCAUAGAGAUAGAGUGUAUGAUGUGUAAACAAGACGGGUAAAAAUGCGAAGUGCAGUACGAUCCAUGUGUUACAGAGGACCGACUAACAAUUCUAUACUCAUAAUGGUACAUCAACAGGAACAACCUUAGGCAGACUGCCGAGUAGAUUCACAUCCUCACUGGGGCAUCAACUGAAUGACUGAAGACCAUACCCACACCCACGCCACCGCUAAUCGCAACUGGCUCUGGACAUUAAACGAACCUGGCCCAACGUACGGCGAGCUGUCUUUGAUGUUCAUCUACGGACACAAAAUUGAGGAUGCGAACCUUUACUUGUAUCGUCGUUUCCUCCGUAUGCAUCGCAAGCUCUGCAUCAAAGUGAACAACUUGCGCCUGAAGAAAUCUAAGCGGAGAAUACAGGUCCAGGUGGACUGAGGAUGUUUUGAGUUUCUUUGUGGAGCUCCUGCGAUGAUUUUCUUACAUUUUCUGGAAGAGAGUGACUCGUCAUUUUUGAGUACUAUCUUCAUAAAAUAAAUGGAAAUGAAUCUCUUGCUGCAGCUCGAGCUUAGUGCUUGAUGAUCAUGUACUACUUGUACUUAGAUCCU